This is a messenger RNA of Bipolaris maydis ATCC 48331, 780 nucleotides long. RefSeq lists its product as uncharacterized. Gene Ontology annotation, biological process: mycotoxin biosynthetic process. The record is from RefSeq and is a predicted model, not a curated record. Lineage: Eukaryota; Fungi; Ascomycota; Dothideomycetes; Pleosporales; Pleosporaceae.
AUGGAAAAAUACGCAGAUACCCACUCACAAGAUGUCGAUUCUGAAAGCGCAACUCUCAUAGCCUCGGAGUCUCUCCACGAUGAGACAUCACAAAGGCGCCAAAACUUUGUGUGGCUCACACUCUUCAACCUCUUCAUUUUUGUCAUAUCCAUGCUCUCAAUGGUGUGCACAGUCAUGUCACAACGGGAUCCCACCGGCAACACAGCCGCCCAACUCAUGAAUCAAUUCGAUGUUUUCUCACCCCUCAUGCACAAGGUCGAAUACUCCCGCACGCAAUUCAACUUUGCCUCGCCUGUCAACUCGUCAAAAUACGUCGGAAUCACCGAUGACGUCGACGACGCAUGGGUCGAACUUGCAUUCCUCCCCGACCAACUGGUCUCCAAGGCCGACUACUCCAGACUCCACAAGCCCACCACCGACGCCAUCGAAGCCACCGACCCCAAAACAGGCGAAACAGGGUAUCGUGUGGGGGUGGAGGUGUUCCACCAGCUCCACUGCCUAAACCUGCUGCGCAUGGCAACGUAUCCCGAGCACUACACAAAGGUGUCAUGGAGCGAUACAAACCGUCCCGCCGAGCAAGUUAGGACGCACUUGGAUCACUGCAUAGAAACCCUCCGCGUAAACCUCAUGUGUUUCGCCGAUGUCAACGUGUUUCCGCUUCGCCGCAAGGAAGGCGUCGCGGGCGACGAGCCAGACUACAACACUGCACAUGUUUGCAGGAAUUUCGAGCAGAUUAAGGAGUAUGUGAGAGAAAAUGGCUUGCCUACGAUGGACGACUAG